Salvelinus namaycush (lake trout) is the source of this 1879-nucleotide messenger RNA. RefSeq names its product transcription factor AP-1-like. Gene Ontology annotation, cellular component: transcription regulator complex. Gene Ontology annotation, biological process: regulation of transcription by RNA polymerase II; regulation of cell cycle; regulation of cell population proliferation. The transcript has a single exon. NCBI's taxonomy places the organism in Eukaryota, Metazoa, Chordata, Actinopteri, Salmoniformes, Salmonidae. Bases 74 to 1147 code for a protein of 357 amino acids. The record is from RefSeq and is a predicted model, not a curated record. Gene Ontology annotation, molecular function: RNA polymerase II cis-regulatory region sequence-specific DNA binding; transcription factor binding; DNA-binding transcription factor activity, RNA polymerase II-specific.
AGUUAAUGUGAAGGUGGAACACUUCAACCUCUAUAUAAUAAUCAGAUUAUGAAGAUUCUGUCUCCUUGCGUCAAUGACGGCUAAAAUGGAAACCCCUUUCUACGACGACGAGGCUCUAGGUGUUCCUCACAACUUCGGACAGCACCAUGCAGAUUACCAACGUUACCAGGGCCACAAGAUGAUGAGUAAGAAGGUGGCACAUAACUUCUCAGGCGGUUCCCACAGCAGCUCUGGCCUGAAACUGUUACAAAGCCAGCCGGGGAGCAACUGCAAUAUCAAUCCUAAUAAUCUGGGAGGGAUUAACAGCAACACAAACAGCUCGUUAAUGCCCGGCGGCUUGUCAGAUAUGAACCUUCUGAAGCUAGCCUCCCCUGACCUCGAGCACCUCAUCAUCCAGUCUAACCAGGGCUUGGUGACGACGUCUCCUGUCCCCAACCCUAACGGAGGUAACCCCUUCAUGUACCGGAACAACGCCACUAACGAACAGGAGGGUUUUGCCGAUGGGUUCGUCAAAGCCCUGGCGGAUCUCCAUAAACAGAACCAGCUGGUCGGAGCUCCCAUGUCCCCCUCCUCCUCUAUGCAAGGCCCCUACCAGAGGAACAUCAUGUCUGCAGGAGACCUGCCCAUCUAUACAAACCUCAGCAGCUACAACCCCAACCACCCCAACCAUAUAUCAUCAUCCUACCCAGGGGGCCAGAUGCCCGGCGGCUACCCAUGCCACGGCCCCCACGGACCCGGAGGCCAGGGGUCGCACCAUCCCCACAACAGGGGUUUGGACGCCCCUCAGACUGUCCCAGAGAUACGCCACACUUCCGGGGACCCCACCUCCUCCCCUCCCUCCCUCUCUCCCAUCGACCUGGAGACCCAGGAGAGGAUCAAGGCCGAGAGGAAGAAACUACGUAACCGGAUCGCGGCGUCUAAGUGUCGUAAAAGGAAGCUGGAGCGAAUCUCCAGGCUAGAGGAAAAGGUGAAGGUUCUGAAGACCCAGAACUGUGACCUGACCUCCACCGCCUCGGUCCUGAGGGAACAGGUGGCCCAGCUCAAACAGAAAGUCAUGAAUCACGUCACCAACGGCUGCCAAAUAGCUGUCAGCUCAGCAGCCCUGCAGUCCAAGAGCACCGGGGAGAGGGAGAGCACCAGCUGCUGAUCAACGGACUGUACUGUACAGGGAUGAGGAGGGUGGUUUUCUGUUGCUCUGAGUCAGUCCUCUCUGACGGAAUUAGUACCUCUACAAGGUAAAUGAUGGGUGUUGUGAGGGUAAAUAAAGUACGCUAACUACAUGAGUGGUUGGGGAGAAGGGAGAAUCCCACCUCUCUAUGCUAACUACGUGAGAUGUUGGGGAGAAGGGAGAAUCCCACCUCUCUAUGCUAACUACGUGUGAUGUUGGGGACAAGGGAGAAUCCCACCUCUCUAACCUCUACAGACACUUUGAGUUGUAGUAGUAACACAACAAGAGAAGAACAUGGGACACCUUUCUACUUUAGUUUUGUCCUCCCGCUGCCCCGACAGUGACCAAAGUAUCUGUGCUCAAUAGGAGCACAUUAAACCACACACACAGCAGAGUACCAGACUGAAGACUGUGCUCUACAACACUGACCUUUGUACAUAACCAGGCAACCAUAGGAGAGUGAGGAGCGGAGGACAUUGUGCCUCUAGUAUACAGUUCAGUAGGUCCCGGGCUUUUGUGGUAAACAGGAAUUCUAAUAACUGAGAGGGUGUGAAACAUUCAAGGUUUCCCUGUAGGGUAGACGUACAUGUCACCUCAGAACGGGAAUUCCUACAUUCUAAAAGGUCAUCUCUCUCUCUUAUGAUUUCAGAGAAAAACAUUUCCAAAGGCAGAUCUACGGUAUUUCUUACUGUCGUUUCCGUAGUAUUUUUG